Molecule: messenger RNA, 1645 nt
Organism: Dalotia coriaria
Lineage: Eukaryota; Metazoa; Arthropoda; Insecta; Coleoptera; Staphylinidae
Exons: 5
Coding region: 249-1538 (429 amino acids)
Biological process (GO): lipid metabolic process
Molecular function (GO): phosphoric diester hydrolase activity
Source: RefSeq, a predicted model, not a curated record
GCUAUUGAGCGUCGGAAGCACAAGCAGCAGUGUUGCGCUAACGAGCGAAUAAAGCGCAAGAGACGCGCACUACAAAUUACGCUCGAAAAAAACAACCAACACACAAUGAUAACCAUCAUGCUGAGCGAUAAGAUAAACCAGAAAUUAACAAAUUUAAAAUAAUACCUGAAAUUUUCAACUUUCUGGUGCUGUGUUUUGUGCGCGGACAGAUUUUUGUGAUUCUGUGUGCGGUCCGCAGGGUUUUAAUUAUGAAUCUUAGUUGGACAUUGUUUAUCUUCGUCAAUGCAGUGUUGAUAGGUAAAGAUUGCGCGAAAGGAUUACCGAAUCCUACUUUAAGUACUAGAAAAUGCGGUAAGGUGCACUUAACCGUCUCUUCACUGAAGGACACGUAUCUGGAAAUGAACUGGAUAUCAAAAUGCGACAAAGCACGUGAUAUUAAACCCGACUACAUCGGUCUCUUUGACUAUAACCCUCGUGAUAGAAACGAGGAAGCGCCACCCAAAGUCCUCAUCAAUGCCAAUUAUUACCCGGAAGGUUUCUAUCGUACCAAACUGCGAUUUGGUCAUCCAUGGUUACCAGGUAACUGGGAGUAUCAACCCAAUAUGUCUCUGGUGGACACUGGCCGGAAGUGCUUCCCGUAUUGGAUCGCCGCUUUCCGUGGUUCGGACAUCAUUGACACCAACUGCCUCAGCAUUAAUCCCACGUGGAUGAACGAUAUUAGGGAUCAAAUUAAAGAUCAACGAAUAGGUAAUCUAUUCAUACCAGGCACACAUAAUUCAGGAGCCUACUCAGGGAACUACAAGCUCUUCUUUGAGAACUACCUCAUUAAUCAAGAUCGGAGUGUUUGGACACAGUUGGUUUUUGGUAUUAGGUACAUUGAUCUACGAGUUGGAUACUAUCUAGAUGAAGGGUUUUUUAUAAAUCAUGAUCUUGUGAGAAUUGGUAAACUCAUACCUAUUCUACAAGAAAUCAGAAAAUUUAUGGAGUUAGCACCAAGAGAAGUUGUGGUUUUGGACUUUCACAGAUUCCCAUACCCAUCAAAACCCGAUGCAGAUAUACACCGCCGAUUGGUUAGUGUUAUUCAAAGAGAACUAGGACAUUUAGCACUACCACCCGGAGGAUUACAAGCAGGGAAAGGUCCAACCAUGAAUGAAAUAUGGCAUCAAAACAAAACGCUUAUAAUCUGCUAUGGCCAGAGAGAAAUCGCCCGAGAAUAUUCAUGGCUCUGGAAUCCCUUACAACAACACUGGGGAGAUAAAUCCAAUGUUGGUGACUUGAAAGCAUUUGUUUCGUCAUCGAUAAAAAGUCACAAUACAAUAUUCAACCCAAUGUGGGCAAUCAUGGCUGAACUAACACCAAAACCGCUUGAUAUUAUCUUCCGCACAAACAGUCUCCGCAAAAUGGCGGAUGAUGUCAACAGAUACCUGACCACGUGGUUCCGAGAAGAUUGGUUGAAAGAUGUGAACAUUGUAGCAACUGACUUCUUUCUAGGAAAUGAUUUGAUAAACGUCGCGAUUGAAGCAAACAAGUUGAGAUGAUACCGCAGUGAAUGAAAAGUGAAACGCAACCGAGUUCAACACACAUUACUUAUGUAUUAUAAAAUCAGUUCUUUAAUUAUAUACACAACCAAAAAUUCCAUUCAUAA